Emiliania huxleyi CCMP1516 is the source of this 1779-nucleotide messenger RNA. RefSeq lists its product as hypothetical. The transcript is spliced from 5 exons. NCBI's taxonomy places the organism in Eukaryota, Haptophyta, Isochrysidales, Noelaerhabdaceae. Gene Ontology annotation, cellular component: membrane. Bases 84 to 1598 code for a protein of 504 amino acids. Gene Ontology annotation, biological process: proteolysis. The record is from RefSeq and is a predicted model, not a curated record. Gene Ontology annotation, molecular function: protein binding; metalloendopeptidase activity.
CCGCUCUGACAGCGCUCACAGCUGAUGAGAGACCCCGGGAUCGCGCGCUGGUCGACCCUGCUCGAACUUGCGCAUGUACACACAUGUAUAUGCACGUCCUCCUCCCCACCCCGCCCUGCGUCCACGCCGCGCGGGCGCCACAGCCCACCGCGUCGGGCGCGAGCACCGCAAUCGGCCUUGCUGUGCUGAGCUCGGUCGUGCUCGUGCACGAGGCUGGACACUUCUCGGCUGCGGCCGUCCAAAAGAUGCGGGUGGAGGAGUUCUCGAUCGGCUUCGGACCUCGUAUAUUCGCCCUAAGGCCCAGAGAGGGAGGAGUCCGCUACGUGCUCCGCGCACUUCCGCUCGGCGGCUAUGUCGCCUUUCCCAGAGCCGGAGAGGCCGCAGCGGCUGCGGCAGUGCAGAGCGCGGCGGAGGACGAGGGCCGCGGCUGGCGCUGGUGGCGGCAAAAUCCCUCUCCUCCUGCGCCGCCGCCUGGCGCCUUCGAUGCUUCUGACCCCGCGUUGUUCGAGAACCGGCCGUUUCCUCAGCAAGCAGCGGUGGUGAGUGCCGGCGUGAUCGCGAACCUCCUGCUCGCGUGGUCUGCCCUCUUCGGCUCCGCAGUCUCGCUCGGCGUGCCUCCAAGUCCGCCCGUCACCGUCUCGCGCGUGGUCGCCGGCGGAGCCGCAGACGCGGCCGGGCUGCGGCCAGGCGACAGGCUGGUGGCACUCAACCAGCGCCGGAUCGCAGAGAGCGCCGACCCGCUCGGCUCGUCGCUCGGAUCGAUCCGGACCGCAGUGAGCCGCAGCCGCCCGCUGAAGGCCACGGUAGAGCGGUCCGGCCGCACGCUCACCCUUGCCAUCGCGCCGCCGCCUGCCACCGCGCGCACGAUCGGGGUCGUGCUCUCGACGCCGCCCGAGCCGGCCCGCUCUCCUCGCGUGCCGCUCCCGCCCGGCCAGGCGGCGGGCCGCGCGUCCGAGCUCCUCGCCCGCAACGUGCAGGCGAUCGGCUCCUCGCUCCUGCCAGCCCUCCGCGGCGCGCUCGGCGGCGGCGGCGGCGGCGGGCUGCAAGGCCCGCUCGCGAUCUCCUCCACCGCGGGCAAGAUCGCAGAGAGGGAGCCGGCGCUGCUCCCCGAGUUUGCCGCGCUGCUCUCGGUCAACCUUGCCGUCUUCAACGCGCUGCCCCUCCCAGGCCUCGACGGCUUCCAGCUCCUCCUCCUCGCCGUUGAGGCGAGGCGCGGCCGCAAGCUCGACGAGGGCACCCGCGCGACCAUCGACGCGGCCACCGCCGCGCUCUUCCUCGUGCUUGUCACGCGCGUGCUGCUCAGCGAUGUCGGCGCUCUUGGCUCGGGGCCGGCCGCCGCCGCGCCGUCGCUCUCCGCGCCGCAGUUGGCCGUGGUCGGCGCCGUCGUCGCCGGAGCCGUGCUCUUCGGCAGCCCGGCCGACACGGGCGGCGAGGAUGGUCCCGCCGCCCAACCUCGCUCGACGAAGCGUGCCGGCGCCAGGCGCGCUGGACGAGGGGCGCCUCUCGGCCGCAGCCCCGCUCCCCAACGAGCAGGCGAGGAGAGUCUAAGGGGUUCCGUCGCGCGCGUGUUGCAGCGGCUCGUGGGGGGCGCCGAUUGAUGAUCGGUUCGGAAGAGAUUGUAUAUCGCGAUUCUACCGGUGUGGGUGCGCGGCUGAUCCCGAGCGGAGAACGCCGGCGCGACACGCGUGGGGGCUCAUUCACUUUGACACCCUAUAUGUGAAAUGUGUGUGUCGGCCGAGACCGCGCGAGAGCGAGGGGACGGACGGAGAGAGCGAGAGA